CUUCGGUGUCUGGACUGAGCGCAUGCCCAGAGUGCCGGCUCUUGGUGUGCCAGAAAGCCGAAGGAAGGCUGUUCUCAGCACACACAGAAACUGACUGGUAGAUUCUGCUACGGCACCCACAGUUAUUUAUUUAUAUACAACCCUGUGUAUAUAUUAGAAUUUUGUGUUUAAAUUGAAGCUAUGAAGUCUAAGUCCAAUUGUACUCAGAAUCCAAAUUGCAACAUAAUGAUAUUUCGUCCAACCAAAGAAGAGUUUAAUGAUUUUGACAAAUACAUUGCUUAUAUGGAGUCCCAAGGGGCACACCGAGCUGGCCUGGCCAAGGUCAUCCCACCCAAGGAGUGGAGAGCCAGGCAGUCUUAUGACAAUAUCAGCAACAUCUUAAUAGCCACUCCCCUGCAGCAAGUGGUCUCUGGAAGAGCAGGUGUGUUCACUCAAUACCAUAAGAAGAAGAAAGCCAUGACAGUUGGCCAGUACCGUCACCUGGCCAACAGUAAAAAAUACAGGACCCCGCCACACUUGAAUUUUGAAGAUUUGGAGAGAAAAUACUGGAAGAAUCGUCUCUAUGAGUCACCAAUUUAUGGUGCAGAUGUCAGCGGCUCCCUGUUUGAUGGGAAAACACAACACUGGAACGUGGGACACCUGGGGACAAUUCAGGACCUAUUGGAACAAGAAUGCGGCAUUGUGAUCGAGGGUGUGAACACGCCCUACCUGUACUUCGGCAUGUGGAAGACCACCUUCGCGUGGCACACGGAGGACAUGGACCUGUACAGCAUCAACUACCUACACUUUGGGCAGCCCAAGACAUGGUACGCCGUGCCCCCUGAGCACGGCCGGCGUCUGGAGCACCUGGCCAGGCAGCUGUUCCCGGGCAGCUCCCAGGGCUGCCAGGCUUUCCUGAGGCACAAGGUGGCGCUCAUCUCACCCACCGUGCUCAAGGAGAAUGGCAUCCCCUUUGGUCGCAUGACGCAGGAGGCUGGGGAGUUCAUGGUCACUUUUCCCUACGGCUACCACGCUGGCUUCAACCACGGCUUCAACUGUGCAGAGGCCAUCAAUUUCGCCACCCCGAGGUGGAUUGACUAUGGCAAGGUGGCGACUCAGUGCAGCUGUGGGGAGGCCAGGGUGAGCUUCUCUAUGGACGCCUUCGUGCGGAUCCUGCAGCCUGAGAGAUAUGAGCUGUGGAAACGUGGCCAAGAUCAGGCAGUUGUGGACCACACAGAGACUCUGGGAUCUACUAACCAGGAGCUCACCACGUGGCGGGUGAUCCAAGCUCCAAGAAAAACUCGGGGACUGAGGGAUCUCGGGCUUCGCCAGGUCUCACACUGUCUAGCCACUGACAGUAAGACUCCUUGCAGUUCUAGGCAGCCAUCAAUUGCCACAGCUGAGGAGUUCCAGAAGCCUGAUUCAGACCCAGGCUCACCACCUACCCUGGAUCUGUCUUCUCCUGGUCACUACAUGUCAACUGGAAGGCGUGGUCUUGGUCGGCGCCAUUGUGAACUAGGAGUUCAGGAGGAUACCAAUGAGGCUCCAGUCAAGAGGCGCCUGCCAGCAUGCAGGGUAGACACAGGUCUGAACGCAGACCUGUCCCAGUCUGUGAUUCAGGACUUGAUAGGACCCGAGGGCCCUGGUCCACACUAUCCAGUGACAGCUUCUGAAGGUAGAUUGACCUCUGACCCCUAAAUGUAUGUCCUGCCUUUCAGCUCUUUGCCUUCCAAUCAGGAAGC
Molecule: messenger RNA, 1721 nt
Organism: Phodopus roborovskii (desert hamster)
Lineage: Eukaryota; Metazoa; Chordata; Mammalia; Rodentia; Cricetidae
Gene: Kdm4d
Product: lysine demethylase 4D
Exons: 1
Coding region: 181-1677 (498 amino acids)
Biological process (GO): chromatin remodeling
Cellular component (GO): nucleus
Molecular function (GO): histone H3K9 demethylase activity
Source: RefSeq, a predicted model, not a curated record